GGGAGGGGCAGAGCCCUAUAAAACCAGUCAUUACCUUGUCGACACCAUACCAGCUUUCCAAGGAGCACUUCCUGUCUGUCAACCACUCAGAAGAUAACAAGAUUGACGCAAUGGAAGAACUUUCCAUGGCAAAUACCAUGUUUGCCCUCAAUCUUUUUAAGCACAUAGACAAAGCAAACCCUGCUCAGAAUAUCUUCAUCUCUCCGUGGAGCAUCUCAUCCACAUUGGCCAUGGUUUUCCUCGGCGCCAGGGGUGACACUGAACAUCAAAUGGCCGAAGUGCUGAAGUUUAACAAAAUUGGUGGCUUUGACAUCACUAGUGAAACCCCAGAGAGCUUCAAGGGUUGUGAUUUCACACAGCAGAUACAGAGGGAAAAAUAUCCUGAUCCUAUUUUACAGGCACAAGCAAGAGAUAAAGUCCAUUCAUCCUUCCACUCCCUCAGUUCUGCAAUUAACACAUGCUCGAGAGGUUAUUUAUUGGAAAGUGCCAAUAAGCUGUUUGGAGAAAAGUCUGCAAAAUUCAAGGAAGCAUAUGUACAACUCUGUAAGAAAUAUUACUCUACAGAACCAGAGGCAGUAGACUUCCGUGAAUGUGCGGAAGAAGCUAGGAAAAAGAUUAAUUCCUGGGUCAAGACUCAAACCAAAGGUGAAAUCCCAAACCUAUUAGCUGAAGGUUCCGUAGAUGGAGACACCAAGUUGGUCCUGGUGAAUGCUAUCUACUUUAAAGGAAAGUGGAAAACUCCAUUUAAGAAAAUUAAAGAGCUUUAUCCUUUUCGUGUGAACUCGCAUGAGACUAAAAAUGUCCAGAUGAUGCACCUACGUGAAAAGCUGAACAUUGGAUACAUAGAGGAAGUAAAGACUCAGAUUCUAGAAAUUCCAUAUUAUGGAAAUAUCAGCAUUUUCCUGUUGCUUCCUGAUGACAUCGAUGAUGCAUCCAAUGGCUUGGAGUUGCUGGAAAGGGAAAUAAACUUUGAUAAACUCAACAAGUGGAUCAGCAAAGACACAGUGGCCGAAGAUAAUGUUGAUGUUUACAUUCCCAAGUUCAAACUAGAACAACGCUAUGAACUCAAAUCCAUUCUGAGAAGCAUGGGCAUGGAGGACGCCUUCAACGAGGACAAGGCCAACUUCUCAGGAAUGUCUGAGAGGGAUGACCUCUUCCUUUCCGAGGUGUUCCAUCAAGCCACAGUGGAUGUCAAUGAGGAGGGCACAAUAGCAACUGGUGGGACUGGAGCAGUUAUGACAGGGAGAACUGGUCAUGGAGGUCCACAGUUUGUGGCAGAUCAUCCCUUCCUUUUCUACAUCAUGCACAAAAAUACCAAUGUGACACUAUUUUCUGGUAGAUUCUCAUCACCCUAAAAGGGGAGGACUUUAUUUCUACAUUAUAUUUUAUAGCAUGAGCUCUAAGCCUCAAAUUGCUUCUUCAAGUGCCAAAAAUUUUACGACUUUCCUAUACAUUUCUAUACUCCUUCUAUAAACUAAACACAAGCUCAGAAGUAACUGAGAAACUGACAGCAAUGCUUACAGAAUAACUUCAUUAAUUAUUUUGUUUCCAAAAAACAGAUGAUGUCUAUUUAGUUCAUCCUCAUUACUGCUUUGUCUUCAUCGCUUUAGUUUUUACGGUGUUAUUUAUUAUUUCUAUAAUGGUAGUUUUACAAAGUAUUAUUUUCUGUCUGUUUAAUGAAACUGUACCACUUCAGAUGAUCAGAUAAUUUUCUAUUUAAAAUAAAGCAGCCAUUUGAUCAAAUUAUGAAGGAAAAAUGAAUCCUUUUGUGUUCUCCCAUAAUAAUCACCCAGACAAAAGUACUUAACAAAAGUCAAUAACAUAUUAUAUUUCCAUCAUUGUAUGUCAUAUGCAUGUAUCUGCAACUCAUCUAUAAUUGGAAAUACAUAUUUAGUAAGCAUGCUUACUUACCCACUGUUAUUGGUUAUCAGUCCAUGUUUGGUAAUCAUAUUUCCAUUACUGUAAA
Molecule: messenger RNA, 1966 nt
Organism: Meriones unguiculatus (Mongolian gerbil)
Lineage: Eukaryota; Metazoa; Chordata; Mammalia; Rodentia; Muridae
Gene: Serpinb2
Product: serpin family B member 2
Exons: 8
Coding region: 111-1355 (414 amino acids)
Biological process (GO): negative regulation of endopeptidase activity
Molecular function (GO): serine-type endopeptidase inhibitor activity
Source: RefSeq, a predicted model, not a curated record